Colius striatus (speckled mousebird) is the source of this 1573-nucleotide messenger RNA. It is a transcript of the gene GCGR, whose product is annotated as glucagon receptor. The transcript is spliced from 13 exons. The record is from RefSeq and is a predicted model, not a curated record. NCBI's taxonomy places the organism in Eukaryota, Metazoa, Chordata, Aves, Coliiformes, Coliidae. Gene Ontology annotation, biological process: cell surface receptor signaling pathway; adenylate cyclase-activating G protein-coupled receptor signaling pathway. Gene Ontology annotation, molecular function: glucagon receptor activity; peptide hormone binding. Bases 1 to 1497 code for a protein of 498 amino acids. Gene Ontology annotation, cellular component: plasma membrane.
AUGUCCCAGCCGCGGCUCCUUGGCCUCCUGCUGCUGCUGCUCUGCUGCCAGGGCCCCUCUGCUCAGAUCACAGAUUCUCUCUUUGAGAGCUGGAAGGCGUACAGUGAGGAGUGCCAGCGCAACAUGAGCCGCCUGCCCGCUGCCACAGAGCUGGUCUGUAACCGCACCUUUGACAAGUUCUCGUGCUGGCCCGACACGCUGCCCAACAGCACGGUCAGCAUGCCCUGCCCCUGGUUCCUGCCCUGGUACCAGAAAGUGAAGCAUGGAUUGGUGUUCAAGACCUGUGGCCCGGAUGGGCAGUGGGUGACAGGCCCCCAGGGCCAGUCCCUGCGUGAUGCCACGCAGUGCAAGCUGGAUGCCAAGGACCUGGAGGCGCAGGAAAAAUUUGCCAGGACCUAUGGCAGCUUCAAGGUGAUGUACACCGUGGGCUACUCGGUGUCGCUGUGCGCGCUGCUGCUCGCCCUGGGCCUGCUGCUGGGCUUCAGCAAACUGCACUGCAUGAGGAACUACAUCCACAUGAACCUCUUCGCCUCCUUCAUCUUGAAGGGCGUCUCUGUGCUGGUCAUCGACGCUCUGCUCAAGACCCACUACAGCGACAAGAUUGACGACUACAACGUGCACAUCUGGCUGAGUGACGAGGCAGCUGCGGGCUGCCGGGCGGCCACAGUCUUCAUGCAGUAUGGCAUCGUGGCCAACUACUGCUGGCUGCUGGUGGAGGGGAUCUACCUGCACAACCUCCUGGUCGUGGCCGUCUUCUCCGAGAGGAGCUACUUCACUCUCUACCUGUGCAUCGGCUGGGGGGCACCUGUGCUGUUCCUCAUCCCCUGGGUGGUUAUGAAGUUCCUCUAUGAAAACAUCCAGUGCUGGACCACUAACAACAACAUGGGCUUCUGGUGGAUCCUUCGCUUCCCCGUGUUCCUGGCCAUCCUGAUCAACUUCUUCAUCUUCAUCCGCAUCAUCCAGAUCCUGGUCUCCAAGCUCCGUGCACACCAGAUGCGCUACACUGACUACAAGUUCAGGCUGGCCAAGUCCACGCUGACACUGAUCCCACUGCUGGGCAUCCACGAGGUCGUCUUCGCCUUCAUCACAGAUGAGCACGCCCAGGGCACCCUGCGCUACGUCAAGCUUUUCUUUGACCUCUUCCUGAGCUCCUUCCAGGGGAUGCUGGUGGCCAUUCUCUACUGCUUUGUCAACAAGGAGGUGCAGGCAGAGCUGCUGAAGCGGUGGCAGCGCUGGAAGCUGGGGAAGGACCUGGCAGAGGAGUACAAACACACCUACAGCCACGCACCCAGCGCCCGCAACGGCGCCGGCAAUGCCUGCGAGAAGCACCAGCUGGUGAGUGGCUGCACCAACGGGCUGGGCCGCGGCGCGGCCGCCACACGCCCCGGCACACGCUACCUCGAGAGGAGCAGCCGCGGCCCCGCCGAGCACCUCGCCAUGGCAGAGCAGCACCACUGCUACGAGUUCCCUGAGACCACGGCCGAGAGCCACCUCUGAGCCCGGUGCUGCAGCCUCUGAGCCCGAGGCGUGCGGGACUCUAUGGCCGUGGGGACACGGUGCCCGGCACAUGGAC